AUUAACGACAACAAUAGCAACGACAAAGUCAGCAAAAACAAAAGUAAUAAAAAACCGCAAUAAUAACAAUUUAGAAUGGUUAAUACGCAAGAUUGCAGCAACAAAAAUAGUGCAACAACAAACGUUAGUGAUUUAGAACCGUUAAAGAAGACCUCGAGGACUGAUUUGGGUGAAAUUGGAAACGUACCAAUAGUAGGUUCUGGGAGAAGUACAACAGCAAUAAGCGCAACGUCAACUGCAUCAUCCAUAAAAUCAGUAAAUACAACAUCAAAUGCUUGUAACGAUACUAAACAAUCAACAUCUUCAUCAUCCUCAACAUCAAUAUCGUCGUCUUCAUUGUCUUCAGCAGUAAAAGCGUCCUCAGUUAAUUAUGCUAGAAAUGCUGCUGCCAAUCAUCAUAAAUUGAUACCCAUACAAAGUGUGCUAACAACAGCAGCCGAUGCGCAUAACCAUCAAACGCAUACGUCGCGACACCAUCAUCACCAUCAUCAUAACCAUAAUCAUAAUUUCAAUCAAAGCACAGCUAAAAGUUUACCUUUACAGACAGGUAGCGACAAAGCACUGAACUCCACGCAACUUCACGUACCCUCUUCAAAGGCACAAAAAUUGUUAGUCAGUGCCACCACACAUGCACAGUUGCCCACUGAAUUGCCACAAGAAGAUGAAGAACGCCUUGAGAAGUUGUUUAAACAGUUGGACCGGGAUGGCAACGGUCGUAUCGAUAUACAUGAUUUAUCGGAAGCAUUACGAGAAUUUGGUCUAUCAAGCGUUUAUGCUGAGAAAUUUUUGGAACAUUCGGACAAAACACAAAGUGGUGAUGUGGGACUCGCUGAAUUUGUACAUUAUAUACGAGAGCAUGAGAAAAAUUUACGUUUACAAUUUUCUCAUUUGGACAAAAAUCGAGAUGGCAAAGUCGAUUUGGAAGAGUUGAUAUCGGCUUUUGAAGAUUUGGGUCUUGAAGUUGACACCGAUGAGGCAAAACAUUUAUUGUCUAGAAUGGAUACAGACGGUAGCUUAAAUAUAAGCUUUAAUGAAUGGCGUGAUUUUUUGCUUUUAGCGCCAUCCUCAGAUAUACAUGAUUUGAUAAAAUUUUGGCGGCACUCUACUGCUGUUGCAUAUGGAACAAAAUUAUCUGUAGGAUUGGCUACUAUUCCAUAUAAAGACCUUAAACUUGAUGAAACGUCGCCAUUUAAGUACCUCGACAUUGGCGAGGAUAUGAACGUACCUGAUGAUUUUACACAAAUAGAAUUGCAAAGCGGCAUGUGGUGGCGUCAUUUAGCCGCUGGCGGCAUUGCCGGUGCCGUCUCGCGUACAUGCACUGCGCCAUUAGAUAGGAUUAAAGUGUUUUUGCAGGUUCAAACACAAAAGACAGCAAUCUCAGAUAGUUUAAGAUAUAUGCUCCAGGAGGGCGGUUUACGGAGUAUGUGGCGCGGCAAUGGCAUUAAUGUAUUAAAGAUUGCCCCCGAAUCGGCCAUUAAAUUCGCGGCCUACGAAAAAAUCAAACGACUGAUACGAGGCGAGGAAAAACGGCAGAUGAGUAUCGGCGAACGUUUUAUGGCUGGCGCCGCUGCCGGUGGCAUUUCGCAAACUGUCAUCUAUCCUAUGGAAGUAUUAAAAACUCGUUUGGCAUUGCGUAGAACGGGUCAGUAUAAGGGUAUUGUUGAUGCGGCAAAAAAGAUAUACAUCCUCGAGGGCUUACGCAGUUUUUAUCGCGGUUACAUUCCUAAUAUUUUGGGCAUUAUACCUUAUGCGGGCAUAGAUUUGGCCGUUUAUGAAACACUAAAAAAGAAAUAUCUUAGUUGUCACAAUGAUGAGCAGCCCAGUUUUCUGGUGCUAUUGGCCUGUGGCAGUGCGUCCAGUACACUAGGUCAAGUGUGUUCAUAUCCACUGGCUUUAGUGAGGACACGUUUGCAAGCUCAAGUUGUGUCCAAAUACACGUAUACUACCUCGCCCUUGGGUGCCAUUCCUAUGAAACAAGCCGGUGCUGGCAACGAUGACAAUAUGAUGGGGGUGUUUCGUAAAAUUUUACGUACCGAAGGCAUUUGUGGACUAUAUCGUGGCAUUACUCCGAAUUUCAUUAAAGUGCUGCCAGCAGUUUCCAUUAGUUAUGUGGUGUAUGAAUAUGCCAGUAGAGGUUUGGGUGUUAAUAUGACAUGAUGUGUUUACCAUAAUACAUACCCCUACUUACAAAUACGUCGUUUGCAUCUAACUCAAACUAGCAGCGAUGCGUGCCCUUUUUUACUUUGUGUUAAUUCUCUUUCAACACGUUUUUCUACUCUUUCUCUUUUAAAUACAACGUGUUUACCAUUUUUUUUACGUAGUGCUAUUACAAACAAAUAUUACUAAUGUAAUGUUAAUAUUUUUUAAUAGCCUCAAUUUAGCCUAAAUUAUAAAGCAACUUUUUUGUAAGUAAAACAAAAACAAACAAAAUUAAAGAGAAAGAG
This is a messenger RNA of Glossina fuscipes, 2444 nucleotides long. RefSeq names its product calcium-binding mitochondrial carrier protein SCaMC-3 (gene SCaMC). Bases 76 to 2157 code for a protein of 693 amino acids. The record is from RefSeq and is a predicted model, not a curated record. Gene Ontology annotation, biological process: transmembrane transport. The transcript is spliced from 8 exons. Lineage: Eukaryota; Metazoa; Arthropoda; Insecta; Diptera; Glossinidae. Gene Ontology annotation, cellular component: mitochondrial inner membrane. Gene Ontology annotation, molecular function: calcium ion binding; ATP transmembrane transporter activity.